Messenger RNA from Salvelinus namaycush (lake trout), 9819 nucleotides. RefSeq names its product collagen alpha-1(XII) chain-like. Gene Ontology annotation, molecular function: protein binding. Lineage: Eukaryota; Metazoa; Chordata; Actinopteri; Salmoniformes; Salmonidae. Bases 1 to 8997 code for a protein of 2998 amino acids. The record is from RefSeq and is a predicted model, not a curated record. The transcript is spliced from 64 exons.
AUGAAGAUAAGGCUGUCUCUGGCAGCGGCUGCCUUCCUUGCAGUGCUACUAUCCUCCGCCGUGGCCCAAGUUGAACCACCUUCAGACUUGAGAUUUAAGAUUUUAAAUGAGAACACAGUACAAAUGACAUGGAAAGCGCCGUUAACACGGAUAGAAGGAUUCAGGAUACAGGUGGCCUCAGACACAGACAAACCAACAAAAGAUUUAACCCUCCCUGCCACAGCCACUAAGACAUUCAUUACAGACCUUACUCCAGACAUGGACUAUGUAGUAACAAUCAUCUCAUACUCUGGCUCAGAGGAAAGUUUGCCCACCUCAGGACAGCUCACAAUCCAGUCAAGUGGCACAGCACAAGGAGGUCCCAGGAAACCACAGGUCACAGACUCCGUCAAGUGUUCUUACAGUGCCAUCGCAGAUCUGGUGUUCCUGGUUGAUGGUUCAUGGAACGUUGGAAGAGACCACUUUAAAUACAUCCGUAGCUUCAUCUCUGCCAUGGCGGGAGCCUUUGAGAUUGGGGAGGACAAGACCAGGGUAGGUGUGGUCCAGUACCAUACUGAUACCAGGACAGAGUUUAACCUCAACCAGCACAUGAAACGGGGCGAACUUCUCAGAGCCAUCAACACACUGCCUUACAUGGGUGGCAACACCAUGACAGGCGAGGCCAUGGACUAUCUGCUGAAAAACACUUUCACUGAGGCAAAUGGUGCCAGGAAAGGCUUUCCCAAGGUGGCCAUGAUUAUCACAGAUGGGAAGUCUCAAGACCCUGUGGAGGCGAUCGCCAAGAAACUCCAGAACAUGGGGGUGGAGAUCUUCACGUUGGGGAUCAAAGGAGCAGAUGAUGAGGAGCUGAAACAAAUGGCUUCGACCCCCUACAGGACGCACGUCUAUAACGUCUUCAACUUUGACCUUAUCAAGGAUGUGCAGAAAGAGCUCAUUACCAAUGUGUGCUCGGGGGUGGAUGAUCAACUCAACUCACUCAUCAGCGGAGAGGAAGUUAUUGAACCAGCAUCAAACCUCCAAGUUGUGGAGGUGGCCUCCAAGUCUAUGAGGGUGACAUGGGAUGCUUCCAUUGGAGAUGUGUCGGGUUACAAGAUCCAGCUGAUCCCCAUGAUGGCCGGCAGCAAGCGCCAGGAGCUGUACGUAAGCCCCGGCCAGACCUCAGCAACAGUUACGGGCCUGUCUCCAGACACAGAGUACCAGAUCAGCCUGUUCGCCCUCAAGGGCCUCACGCCCAGCGAGCCCAUCAUGGCCAUGGAGAAGACUGAGCCAGUCAAGGUGUCCCUUGAAUGUUCUCUUGGAGUGGACGUGCAAGCCGACGUUGUCAUUCUGGUCGACGGCUCAUACAGUAUCGGACUGUCCAACUUCGCUAAAGUCAGAUCUUUCCUGGAGGUGCUGGUGAACUCCUUUGACAUCGGACCAGACAAGAUUCAGAUCAGCUUGGUUCAGUACAGCAGGGACGCUCACACUGAGUUCUACCUGAACACCCACCGCGAUCUGAGCGCUGUGGUCAAGGCCGUCCGGACUUUCCCCUACCGUGGCGGCUCCACCAACACCGGCCGGGCCAUGACUUACGUUAGGGAGAAGGUAUUCUUGGCCAACCGAGGAUCACGGCCGAACGUGCCCCGCGUCACCAUCCUCAUCACUGAUGGGAAGUCAUCCGACUCCUUCAAGGACCCUGCCACCAAGCUAAAGAAAGCGGACGUGGAGAUCUUUGCCGUGGGUGUGAAGGAUGCCGUGAGAUCUGAGCUGGAAGCCAUUGCUAACGAGCCCGUGGAGACCCAUGUGUACACCGUGGAAGACUUUGAUGCUUUCCAGAGGAUCUCCAAGGAGCUCACCCAGUCCAUCUGCCUGAGGAUCGAGCAGGAGCUCCUCAACAUCAAGAAGAGAAGCUUACUGCCACCGAGGUCGUUAACGUUCUCUGAGGUGGCCACCAGGAGCUUCAGAGCUACCUGGGAGACCGAUGCCUUCAACGUCCUGUCCUACCUGAUCCAGUUCAGACCGGCUGCUGACACCAACGGGGACUUUGUGUCCAUGUCCGUGCCCGGGGACACGCUCACCGCUCUGCUGCCUCACCUCACGCCCGUCACCCUCUACGAGGUCAACGUCUUCGCCCAGUACGCCCAAGGAGACAGCUUCCCUCUGAAUGGAUUCGAGACCACACUAGAUGAACAAGGAACAGUGAGUAACCUGAGGGUGUCCGAGGAAACAACAGACAGUUUCCUGGUGUCGUGGGCGCCGGCACCAGGAGCGGUGGUACGGUACCGUCUGACCUAUGUACCAGUAAGGGGCGACAGCGCAAGACUAGAGACGGUCACUGUCGGCCAAGAGACCACCAUCGUGCUGCCGGAGCUAAACCCCUUAACGACGUACCGUGUGACGGUAGCUGCAGAGUACCAGUUAGGCACUGGCGGAGAGAUGCAGAUCGAUGGCACCACCAAAGAAGGGCAGGGAUCUCCACGGGACCUGCGGGUCUUCGACGAGACUAUGUCCACCAUGAAGCUGUCGUGGGCGGCGGCACCGGGCCGCGUCCUCCAGUACCGUAUCAAUUUCCAUCCGUCGGCGGGUGGCGAGAGGAAGGAGGUGUCAGUGAAGGGAGAGAACACCAACGUCCUCCUGAAGAACCUGCAGCCUGGCACUGAGUACGACCUGGCCGUCAGCGCACGCUACUCCUCUGGCCUAGGAGACCCUCUGAAGGGGAAAGGAACCACACUGGAAGAACUGGGCUCCCCCAAGGACCUUGUCACCAGCGACGUGACGGACACCAGCUUCGCUGCGUCUUGGACGGCUGCCCUUGGGAACGUGAAUAUGUACAGGAUCCGCUGGAAGUCCAUGUACAGUGACGAGUCAGGGGAGAAGAUGGUCCCUGGAGACGUCACCAACACCGUGCUGGAGGGCCUUACCCCUGAGACCCUCUACCAGGUGUCUGUCCUGGCCUCCUAUGGCAGAGGAGACGGAAGCCCGCUGACUGGACAGGAGACCACUGAUGUGUCUGCUGCUGCUGAGGCGCUUACUGUGUCCGACGAGACUGAGCGAAGCAUGAAGGUAACGUGGAUGGCCGCGCCGGGUAAAGUCAUCAACUACCGAGUGACAUACACGCCCACCGCUGGGGGCAAAGAGAUGGUUGCUAGGGUUCCCGGCACCUCAACUUCCACCGUGCUGAAGCGCCUGACGCCCAUGACCACCUAUGGCAUCAAGGUGCACCCCAUUUACAAGCGGGGAGAAGGAAAAGCAAGGCAAGGAGUAGGAACGACACUGUCACCUUACAAAGCUCCCAGAAACCUACAGACCUCAGAGCCCGGCAAGAACAGUUUCAGAGUCUCCUGGGACCCAGCUCCAGGAGAUGUUCGUGGCUACAAGGUCACCUUCCACCCCAGUGGCGAUGAUAUCGACCUGGGAGAGCUGUUGGUUGGGCCCCAUGACAACACUGUGGUGCUUGAGGAGCUCAGGGCCGGAACAAAGUACUCUGUGACUGUGUUUGGAAUGUUUGAUGGAGGCCACUCUGCAGCACUGGCUGGAGAGGAGAAGACUACCCUCUCCGACGCCCCCGAAGUGCCAUUGGAAUCUUGGAACGUUGAUUGUAAGAGCCAGGCCAAGGCUGACAUCAUCCUGCUGGUCGAUGGCUCAUGGAGUAUUGGCCGUCUCAACUUCAAAACCAUCCGAGCCUUCAUCGCUCGCAUUGUUGGUGUAUUUGACAUCAGCCCUGAGAGAGUCAUGAUCGGUAUGGUUCAGUACAGUGGAGACCCCAAGACUGAGUGGCAUCUGAAUGCCCACCCAACCCGUGACGGGCUGCUCAAAGCUGUGGCUGACCUGCCCUACAAAGGGGGAAACACCAUGACAGGUAUGGCAUUGAACUACAUCCUCCAGAACAACUUCAAGCCCAACGUGGGACUGCGUAAAGACUCACGCAAGAUCGGUGUGCUCAUCACUGACGGCAAGUCGCAGGAUGAGAUCAUCACCAACUCCCAGGUGCUGAGGGACGAAAACAUCGAGCUCUACGCCAUCGGUGUGAAGAACGCUGAUGAGAAUGAGUUGAGGUCCAUUGCCUCAGACCCAGAUGAGAUUCACAUGUACAACGUGAAUGACUUCUCCUUUCUGCUGGAUAUAGUUGAUGAGCUCACCAUCAACCUCUGUAACAGUGUGAAGGGUCCAGGAGGCCUGGAGCCGCCUACUAACCUAGUGACUUCCGAGGUGACCCACCACUCGUUCCGUGCCACCUGGACAGGGCCCGAAGGUCCAGUGGAAAAGUAUCGCAUCGACUACAUGCCCGUGGCGGGAGGAGUCACUGAACAGAUGAUUGUCGAUGGGACGGUCACCACUGUGGUCCUGACCAAGCUGACACCUCUGACCGAGUACAUGGUCAACGUUUUCUCCGUGACUGGAGAGGAGAUCAGCGCAGAGCCGCUGAAGGGCACUGAAACCACCUUACCCUUGCCACUAUCGGGUAAGCUGCGGAUCACUGCUGUCACCCAUAGCACCAUGAAGCUCAGAUGGGACGCCUCCCCGGGGAAAGUCCUCAAGUACAUCAUCACCUACAAGCCAGAUGACGGAGAGCUCAAAGAGGUUGAAGUCAAUGGCGAUAUAACAUCCCUGCCUCUUGCCAACCUCAUCUCUCAAUCUGAGUAUGAUGUUGCUGUCACCCCAGUUUACGAUGCAGGUGUUGGAAACCCAAUGCUUGGACAAGCCAUUACAGAUGUUGUUCCUGCCCCGCAGAACCUGAAGUUGUCCGAGGUGACCCAGACCUCGUUCAGGGCCACAUGGGAACACGGGGCCCCUGACGUGGCCCUCUACCGAAUCGGCUGGACCAAGAAGGGAGAGAACAACUUCCAAUAUGCUAUCCUGAACAGUGAUGAAACGUCCCAUAAUCUGGAGAACUUGGACCCGGACACCCUGUAUGAUGUCACCGUCACGGCCAUCUACCCAGACGAGUCAGAGAGUGAGGACCUGAUUGGCAGCCAGCGCACAUUGUUAAAGAUGACUACAGCUGCUCCCACUGGACCUCCGCAGAACUUGCAGGUGUUCAACGCGACCACGGUCACUCUGACAGUGAAGUGGGACCACGCCCCAGGCCCCGUCCAGAACUACAAGAUCUCUUUCCAACCUGUGGCUGGAGGCAAAGCUCUCUCGACCCAGGUGGGAGGAAAGAAGAACAGUGUAAUCCUCCAGAAGCUGACGCCUGACACUCCCUACUCUGUCACCGUGGCAGCUAUCUACCCCAGCGGAGAGGCCAAAGACAUCUCAGGCCAAGGAAAGACCCAGGCGUUGGGUGGGGUGAAGAACCUGCAGGUCACCGACCCCUCUACUAGCUCCCUCAAGGUGCGCUGGGAGCCAGCGGAGGGCAACGUGCGUCAGUACCGCCUCUUCUACGUCCCUGCCUCUGGCGGAGCCGAGGACAUGGAGCAAGUGUCUGGUGGCACCACCAACACCAUCCUAAGGAACCUUCUCUCAGACACGCUGUACACUGUCACCGUGGUCCCCGUCUACCCCGAGGGAGAGGGCCUGCGCCAGUCAGAGACUGGAAAGACGCUUCCACGAACCCCUCCUAAGAACAUCCAGAUCUACAACCCCACUACCAACAGCCUGAACGUGCGCUGGGAGCCCGCCUCUGGCCAGGUGCAGCAGUACCGCAUCGUCUACGCACCUCUGUCUGGAGACAGACCCGCCGAGACAGUCCUGGUCCCGGGAAACAUCAACAACGCGUUCCUGGACUCGCUCAUUCCCGACACGCCGUACUCGAUCAGUGUCCUGGCUCUGUAUGCCGAUGGGGAGGGCUCACCAGUGAAGGGAGACGGCAAAACAUUGCCCCGUGUUGGACCUAGGAACCUGCGGGUGUUUGAUGCCACCACCAACACUCUGACCAUCGUUUGGGACCACGCGGAGGGCCCAGUGCAGCAAUACAAGAUCGCCUACGCCCCCACCACUGGAGACCCCAUCACUGAGUUUACGGUUGUUCCUGGCAACAGAAACAAUGCCAUCCUGCAGAACCUGCUUCCUGACACUCCCUACAGCAUAACUGUUGAAGCCAUCUAUGCUGAUGGAGCAGGGCCAUCUCUGAUCGGGCCCGGACGCACAGUCGGCCUGCUGGAGCCCUUGAGCCUGCGCGUCUCAGACGAGUGGUACACCCGCUUCCGUGUGGCCUGGGACCCCUCGCCGUCUCCAGUGCUCGGAUACAAGCUGGUCUACACGCCUGCGGAUCAGAGUAAGAGCUUGGACGUAUUUGUGGGUGACGUGACCUCAUACACCCUCCAGAACCUGCUCCCUGGCACCACCUACGAUGUCAAAGUGUUUGCCCAGUAUGGGGCUGGCAUGAGCGGGGCCCUUGAAGGACAGGGAACAACACUCUACCUGAACGUCACCAACAUCGAGAACUACAACGUUGGCUUCGACAAGUUCUGCAUCAAGUGGAGUCCUCACAGGGCUGCCACUUCCUACAGGAUCAAGCUCAACCCUCUGGACCGUAAUAAAGGUCAGCAGGAGAUCACCAUCACUGCAGCUCAGAGCCAGUACUGCUUCGAGGGUCUCUCCCCGGACGCUCUCUACAGCGCCACCGUGUUCGUUCAGACCCCCAACUUGGAGGGCCCCGGAGUCAGCACCAAGGAGAGAACCCUGGUCAAGCCUACUGAAGCGCCAACACAACCCCCCACUCCUCCACCACCUCCUACCAUCCCCCCUGCAUGGGCAGUGUGCAAAGGUGCCAAGGCAGAUGUGGUGUUCCUUAUCGACGGCUCGUGGAGUAUCGGGGAAGAGAACUUCCGGAAAGUGGUGCAGUUCGUCUUCAGCAUGAUUGGAGCCUUCGACGUCAUCGGAUCGACAGGAAUGCAGGUGUCGUUCGUUCAGUACAGCGACGAAGCAAAGACAGAGUUCAGGCUGAACUCUUACUCGGACAAGGGCAGCGGUCUCGCUGCUCUACAGCUCAUUCAGUACAGAGGAGGAAACACUAAGACCGGUGUUGCUCUGAAGCAUGUCAAGGAGAAGGUAUUUACGUCUGAAAAUGGAAUGAGGAGGAAUGUCCCCAAGGUUGUGGUAGCUGUCACAGACGGUCGUUCUCAGGAUGAGGUGAAGAAAACCGCUGCCGCACUGCAGCAUGCUGGUUACAGUGUGUUUGUGGUUGGUGUUGCCGAUGUGGAUUAUGCUGAGCUGCAGAACAUUGGGAGCAAGCCAAGCGACAGGCACAUCUUCGUUGUGGACGACUUCGAUGCCUUUGCAACUAUCCAAGACAACCUUGUGACCUUCAUUUGCGAAACCGCAACAUCAUCUUGUCCCCUGAUCUACCUAAAUGGAUUCACAUCACCUGGCUUCAGGAUGCUGGAGGCAUUCAACCUGACAGAGAAGACCUAUGGCUAUAUCAAGGGAGUGUCUAUGGAACCUGGUUCCUUCAACAGCCACACAGCCUAUAGACUCCAUAAGAACUCCUUCCUGACCCAGCCCACCACAGAGAUCCACCCUGACGGACUACCUCACUCCUAUACCAUCAUCAUGAUGUUCCGUCUUCUCCCGGACACACCCACUGAGGCCUUCGACAUCUGGCAGGUGUCCACCAAGGACGACAAGCCUGAAGUCGGGGUCACCAUCGAUCCUUCUAGCCAAACUAUAUCGUAUUAUAACAAGGAUACGAGGGGGGAGAUCCAGAGGGUCACUUUCGACAAUGAUCAAGUGAAGAGAAUCUUCCAUGGAAGCUUCCACAAGCUCCACAUCCUUGUUUCCCCCACCAAAGUCAAGCUGAACCUCGACUGCCAAGAGGUGGCGGACAAGGAGAUUAAGGAAGCUGGAAACACGUCCAUGGACGGCUAUCAAGUCCUAGGCAAAAUGUCCAAGUCCACUGGCUCCAAGGGGAAAAGUGCAACUUUCCAGCUCCAGAUGUUUGAUAUUGUGUGCACCCUGGGCUGGACGAGCAGAGACAGAUGCUGUGACCUUCCAUCUAUGAGAGAGGAGUCCAAGUGCCCGUCCCUCCCCAAAGCCUGCACAUGCACCUCAGAGAGCACAGGCCCCCAGGGACCACAGGGGGCAGUGGGCGCACCUGGGAGCAAAGGUCCCCGGGGUGAAAGAGGGGAGACUGGCCCGGCUGGUCCAAUUGGACCACGUGGAGAUACAGGCUUGCCAGGACCUAUGGGUCUGCCCGGCCCUCAAGGACGCAGUGGGCUGUCUAUUCCAGGAGAAGCUGGCCGACAAGGACCAAAAGGAGAAGCUGGUGAUUCUGGGCUACCUGGACAGAAAGGUCCACCUGGGGUAGCUGGGACCAUCGGCCCAAUUGGACCUGCUGGACCUAGGGGACCCCAAGGAAAGGAGGGACAGGCCGGAUCCAGAGGCCCAACAGGACCAUUGGGGCCUCCCGGAUCUCCUGGAAUGCCUGGUGCUUCAGGAAAACCAGGAAAGUCUGGUGACAGAGGUGUUUCGGGAGCCAAUGGUAUGAAAGGGGACAGAGGAGAGAGAGGUGACUUUGCUCCUCAGAACAUGAUGCGAUCCAUUGCCAGACAAGUGUGCGAGCAGAUAGUUAACGGACAAAUGAGUCGAGUCAAUUCGAUGCUGAACCAGAUUCCCAGCGGUUACCGUAGCAGCAACAACCCAGGUCCCCCCGGAUCCCCAGGGCCCAGCGGUAACCAGGGUCCCCGUGGAGAGCCCGGACAGACAGGCAGGAACGGAUUCCCAGGAAGUCCUGGACAACCUGGCCCGCAAGGAGAGAGAGGCCCGGCAGGAGAGAAAGGUGAUCAAGGAACACCAGGAGUCGGACAGAGAGGACAAAGAGGACCACCUGGCCCAGCAGGCGAGACACGGACCGGCCCUCCAGGCCCCGCAGGCUCCACCGGGCCCCGCGGUCCUCCUGGGCGCCAAGGGUUCGCAGGUAUUAGGGGCCAACCUGGCACUCCUGGCUACUGUGACUCUUCCCAGUGUGUCGGCAUUCCUUACAAUGGACAAGGAUACCAAGAGCCAUAUUCACCUGAGCCUGAAACCUACGUAGUCCCAACACCUGAAGAAGAAGAUGACACACAAAACGAGCGUUGAGAGAGGUCACUAUCAAGAAAGGAAUCCAAAAGGAUAGCGUCAUAAAAUAGGUUAUUUUUUGUUCUUCUUGCGUUUGUUUUUGUUUUGUUCACAUAUGGUGUCAUUAAGUGCUAUGCACAUUUCACUAAAAAGAGGUUUGAUACCUCAUCUAUAUUUGGAAGUACCUUAAAUCAUAUGUGAAUUCAUCUUUUGUUGGGGGGAGGGGGAAACAAAAACAAAAUCCUAUACAUUUUUCCAUGACAAUCUGUGAGCUUGCUGUUUUUUCCUAUUGUGUCUUUUGCUUGUAACAUAUCUGCAUUAAGUGUUUAUCGAAUUGCAGUGUUGGACAAUGCAAAUGUUUGUUCACACAGUGUUGGGCAUCCAAUGAAAAACACUUCUCUUUUCAAUCACGGUUCAUUCCAAAUGUCUGAUUAUCAAAUGAUGUUUUAUUCCUAUUUUAUACUUUUGCUCUCUUUUUCACUUGAAAGAUGGUCAUCUGUUCACCAUCUACCUACAGUUUUCAUCUUCAGUACUGCAGUUUAACAUGGCUUCCAUUUUGUAUCUUUAGACUAAAUAUUUAUCACUUUUCUUAUAUCAACUCACAGCUGAUUUUACCAAAGGUUGCAUGUCUGUGGUGUAUAUUUAGUAUGUUUUUUAAUCAGAAUAUAGUUGUUAUCAUUGUUGUUUUAUCAAUAUCGAAUGCAGUUGGAAUUUGUGUGCAAGACUAUGAAUAUGGUAUUGCUGCUUCAUGUUUUAACUUCAAAUUGUGAAUUCCACAGCCUUAUUUUCUUAUUUAUUUCUGAAACAGAAGAGGCAUUUUUCAAUAAAACUACUGAAAAUGUG